AUGGCCGAUGAAAAUUCGGACUUAGAGACUCAACGCUCAAAAGAGCCUAAUCUUGGAUUUUAUCAAACUUUGGCUUUAGCUUUCAAAGCUUUAGGUGUUGUCUUUGGAGAUAUUGGUGCAGCUCCGAUGUUUGUAUUCAAUGGAAUAUUCAUAGAUCAACAACCUAACGAGGAUGAUGUCUAUGCAAAUGAUAAUGGUGAAGGUGGCCCUUUCGCCCUAUAUUCAUUAUUGAUAAGACAUUCUGGACUCUCUAUAGGUGCAGAAGCUCCGAGAUCAGAUGAUAUAAAUAUAAUAAAUUACAAAAGCGAGUCAAUUAUUGGAGUUCCGAACUUUAUCGAACGUAGUAAAUUCAUACAAAACUUGUUAAUAAUAGUUGUCAUGCUUGGUUCUUCAUUGUUAAUAAGUGAUGGCAUGUUAACUCCUGCUAUAUCGGUAAUUUCGGCCAUUGAAGGGUUUGAAAUUCCCUUGAAAAAGGUUGAAAAUAUAGGAGAAAAAGAAUUACCGAUGAUUACUAUAUUCGCAAGCUGGUAA
This is a messenger RNA of Dentiscutata erythropus, 531 nucleotides long. The record is from the annotation of a GenBank genome assembly. Lineage: Eukaryota; Fungi; Glomeromycota; Glomeromycetes; Diversisporales; Gigasporaceae.